CUGUAGGGAGGGGAAGAGUGUCGGACUUCCUGUUUGGCUCUGCGUUAUGUUUCCCUGCUUUCCGCAAAGCUUUCUGGAUAAGCAGUAACGUUAGUUAGGUAACGGCCUGUUUUAAGGCUUGCCCCCCCGCUGUAAUUAGCAUAUAAACAAGGUGAAUUAACUCCUCGUCGAAGUCGAGGCGGCAGUGAAAACGGAAGCCGAUCCGCGGAGCUGCUGAGAGCAUCUGUCCGCAGAUCAGUGAGGUUAGCUGGGGCUGCGCUAAGAGACGGAGCGGCGGAGGAGACACUCGUGUGUUUUUAACUUCCCGAGGCUCGAAACUACGCGAGGACUUCAAGAAACUUUUGUCGUCAAACCUGGAGAGGGCGAGUCCUCGCAGCAUGUGGUUGGAGCCACGGGCGUUGUAGGAUGAAGAGCCCGGCGCACCGCACCAGGGACAUUGAGAGGCAAGCUGGCUACCUGAGGCCUGAGCACUGCGCCCCUCCCCCGCUCCGCACCGGCUCUGACACCAUGUGGUUCAUCCGUGAUGGCUGCGGCAUUGUGUGCGGCGUCAUCACCUGGUUCCUGGUCUUCUAUGCCGAGUUUGUGGUGGUGUUCGUCAUGCUGCUGCCUGCCAAGAACGUGAUCUACAGCCUCUUCAAUGGGGUGAUCUUCAACGGCCUCGCCUUCCUCGCCCUCGCUUCUCAUGCCAAGGCGAUGUGUACAGACCCGGGAGCCGUGCCUAAAGGGAACGCUACCAAAGAAUUCAUCGAAAGCCUGCAGCUCAAACCAGGACAGGUUGUGUACAAGUGUCCCAAGUGCUGCAGCAUAAAGCCUGACAGAGCUCACCACUGCAGUGUGUGUAAACGCUGCAUCAAAAAGAUGGACCACCACUGUCCCUGGGUGAACAACUGUGUCGGAGAGAACAACCAGAAAUACUUUGUGCUCUUCACAAUGUAUAUUGCACUAAUAUCCUUCCAUGCGCUAAUGUUGGUGGCCUUCCAUUUUGUUUUCUGCUUUGAAGAAGACUGGACAAAGUGCAGUAACUUCUCUCCCCCAGCAACUGUCGUCCUCCUCAUCCUCCUCUGCUUUGAGGGUCUCCUCUUUCUGAUCUUCACUGCAGUCAUGUUUGGGACCCAGGUCCACUCCAUCUGCAGCGACGAGACGGGUAUCGAACAGCUUAAGAAGGAGGAGAGACGAUGGGCCAAAAGGUCAAAAUGGAUGAAUAUGAAGGUGGUGUUUGGUCAUCCGUUCUCUAUAGCCUGGCUGAACCCCUUUGCAACACCCGACCACGGCAAGGCAGACUUGUACCAGUACAUUGUGUGAAAGCUGGAAGCCUAGCUGAGCUCUGCUGCUGAGGACUUCCUGGUCUGCCCUCCUAUUGGCUGGACCUAAAUGAGCAUGAACUCCUCUUUACCACUUCUACAUUUUCUUUCGUGCACGGAUAUUACGUUUAUUGAUAUUUGAGGGUAUCCUGUUGUAAGCUACGUUGUCAAAAUGUUUCUUUUUUAAAAACCUUUUUAUUUUUUUGUUUCCCUCAUGGUGUCAACUGAGAAUAAUGAGCUGUUGCUGUACAAAAAAAACAAGAAAGAAAACCUAUCAAACUAAGCAGCGACAACUCAAUACAAAGCACUUAAGAGUUGGCGAGACGACACCAACAGACUGAGUUCUUCAUGCAGUAUGUCUGAUCAUUUCCUGCUUCAAAGACUAAAUAAUGUGAAGUCAAAACUGAAGUGCAGAACGUUUUUGCAGUCCGGGUGCCAAGAUGAACUCCUGGUUUUGUCUUCCUGUAAACAUGGUUGUGAUUAUGUCACUUCUUCAUUUGCUGUAUUCUUGUCGUUGCAAUAGGCUUUUGCCGAGUGCUUCAGAUGAUUUGCCUUACAACAGUGCAUUAGUGAACGGUGGCAUCUGCUGCUUUUAAAAAACAUUACUAUUAUUUUGCCUUAAUGUGACAGUCAGUUAGACACAUUCACAUUGGGUAAAUACUAUUUUUAAAUGAGUGUGUUUUGCCGUUCUUUGAUGCCAGAUAGGUGAAUUAGUUUGUUUAGGUAUGUUUUGUCUUUUGGUCGUUUAGACUGGCUAUUUGCCAAGUUCCUGCUCAGACUGGAACUGUGAAGGACAUUCAAAGGCUGUAGGACCAUGAGCAGCCUCAGUUAAAGUUACAAUCCUUAAGAUUUCAUUCCUGGUCGAUUUGUCAACACAAGUCAUUAGUGGUGUAACCGCAAAUGCAAUUUUAAAAUUAUGAUAAUGGAAAUAUGGCAUUUAUGUUAGUUUGAUGUCAUGAAAUUUAAAGAACGUCGGUCUCCUCAUCCCUCCACACAGAUCUGAUGUUUUCAUCUGCUGCAAUUUUUCAUCUCCUCAGUGGACAUUCAAGUCCUGUGCUUAAUGUACGUUGUGAUUAAUUUGCUAAGUCUGUUUCCAUUGCACUUUGUUGAAUUUAUCGAUGCAUCAUCUUUUCCACCUCCAGCAAAUGUGCAAACUGUGUUUUUUAACCGCCAAUUUUUUGGAUGUGGAUGGAAAUACACUUAGUGACGCUGAGAUAAAAUUGAAUGCUGUGAGUCCAGAAAAAACACUGUAUUGAGAGGUAAUAAUUGACUUUAUUUACAUAGAACGGCUAAUGUUGAAAAUGGGAAGACCAAAAAUUGGGUUUUAAUUCAUGGAAAUCAUAAGGAUUAUAAUUUAAAAAUCACCACUUGUUUUCUAGUCCAAGAGGUGGCAUGGCUUGAGCAAUAUCAAUCGGUUUUAGAAUCUAGCAAGUAGUUUGACCAGUGUCCUAAGUGUCACCAGCUCAGAUCGAAAGUCAGGGAAUAAGAGCAAUACAUAUUGCUCUUUGAAUGCACUGACUCUAAUUGUAAUUCCAUCGCUCUCAAUUUAUGGAAUUUGCUUGUGGAUAGAUUGCAAGUGUGAGCCCGACUAGAGAGUAAAAAAGCCUUAAAGGAUCAAAUGUGGAUUCAAAUUUAGGCCAGUGGAAAAUGUUCACCGAAGCCUGAAAGACCAUGAUAGAAAUGGACAUUUUAAUUGUUGCAGCUUUGGAACGUACUGGACUACGUGGUGAUGGGGAACAUUUUACCUGUGGUGAUGGGACUUUGGUGCAGAUGGUAAUAGGCCUCUUCAAAGCAUUUAACACUAAAAAUGCCUUUGCUCAAAUGUGUUCGAAAGCCCUACUCUAUUUAUAAAACGUGCUUUUGAGGGUGAUGAAAGGACAUAUUUAAACAUGCAUAAGUUGCCAAAUUGAAUGCUCAAUGAAGAGAGGCAAGUAACCAUUUUAAGAGUAGACCAUAGUCAGGAGUUACAUUUUCUUAGGCUUCUAAAAGGUUUUUAAAAAUGUAAAAAGGUUAUUAAAUGGAGGUGCAACAGAUACUUCAGUUUACACAUACAGUACACCAGCUUUCUUUUUUCUUGAAUUGUUCAAUAAUGUUCUUUGUGGUCAGGUAUGAAUACCAUUUAGUACUUACUGUGGACCGCUUUAAAUUUUUUUCUUUUUGAUUGGUAUUUGUUUAAAUCAGAAUAUAAUAAAACUUAAUGUAUGUGACACAA
Messenger RNA from Perca flavescens (yellow perch), 3513 nucleotides. It is a transcript of the gene zdhhc3b, whose product is annotated as zDHHC palmitoyltransferase 3b. Lineage: Eukaryota; Metazoa; Chordata; Actinopteri; Perciformes; Percidae. Gene Ontology annotation, molecular function: palmitoyltransferase activity. The record is from RefSeq and is a predicted model, not a curated record. The transcript is spliced from 7 exons. The coding region runs from base 406 to 1302 and encodes 298 amino acids.